Mya arenaria is the source of this 2838-nucleotide messenger RNA. Its product is annotated as sodium-dependent proline transporter-like. The transcript is spliced from 17 exons. The record is from RefSeq and is a predicted model, not a curated record. NCBI's taxonomy places the organism in Eukaryota, Metazoa, Mollusca, Bivalvia, Myida, Myidae. Gene Ontology annotation, biological process: sodium ion transmembrane transport. Gene Ontology annotation, cellular component: membrane. The coding region runs from base 57 to 2339 and encodes 760 amino acids.
UGAAAAGUCAAGCGAGAAUUUUAACCCGGAAAGAAAUGAUUUAAACAUAAACAAACAUGACCGGUGCUGGAGGGGUUUCUGCCCCGACCGUGCGGACGGACAUAGGGCCGGAUGAUCUCGAAAGCGGGCCCUUGGAGUCACCAAAAUAUUAUAUCAGUCCCGUGCAGCCCGGCGUCUAUGUGGUCAACUCACCGGAAGCUCCAUCUAACUCAAACAAACAGAAACACACUAACAAGAUCAAUGAAAACAACAAAGCAAAGCACGAGGUGUUCAAUAUCGACGACGAUAUUCAGCUAAGGCCCUCAAACGGAAAUACUGGAAACCAGGAUAUAGACGGUAGUAACCGCGAUAUUGACCGAUCACAAACAUUCGGGGUGGAUGAGAAUGAAGCUCGUGGAAACUGGACAGGCAGACUCGACUUCAUACUCUCUCUUUUGGGGUACGCGGUUGGGCUGGGGAACCUGUGGCGGUUCCCGUACCUGUGUUACCGGAACGGGGGCGGGGCGUUCCUGGUGCCCUACCUCAUCUUUAUGUCGAUCGUGGGCAUUCCGCUCUUCUUUCUGGAGACCAGCCUCGCUCAAUACUCCAGCUGCGGGCCUACAACCUGCUGGGGAUUCUCACCCAUAUUCUCGGGUUUGGGUAUUGCGAUGUGCAUGGUGUCCGGUUUGACAUCACUCUAUUACAACAUGAUCAUCGCCUGGUGCAUGUUCUACUUCUUUGUCUCCUUUCAACACCCGCUGCCAUGGGCCGGAUGUGAUAACGACUGGAACACAGAAGACUGCCGCUUAAAACUGCCAUCAGUAAGUUGUGAUGACGGCGUAAAACACGUGAACGGCACGUGUUACGUUGACAGCGCGUUUACGGGACUGUGGAACGAUUCUUUAUUCACGGAGGCAACCGGCAGAAAACGUGUGUCUCCGUCGGAAGAGUAUUACAAUGGGUACAUUCUGGGUAUUAGCUCAGGCGUUGAGGAGGUGGGGCAGCCGCGGUGGCAGCUGACACUCAUCCUGCUGGCCGCCUGGACAAUCUGCUUCCUCUGUCUCAUCAGGGGCAUUAAAACAACCGGCAAGGUGGUGUACGUGACGGCAAUAUUCCCGUACAUCAUGCUUCUCAUCCUGUUUUUCCGCGGGGUGACCCUGGAUAACGCCGGGGAGGGCAUCAAGUUCUACAUUCUCCCCAAAUUUGAAAUGUUGCUUAACGCAAAGGUGUGGAAGGACGCAGCGGUACAGAUCUUUUACUCAAUGGGGCCGGGCUGGGGCGGCAUCCUGGCCCUCUCUAGCUACAACCGUUUCCAUAACAAUCACGUGGGGGACUCGUUAUUCGUCUCGCUGGGCAACUGCAUGACGAGUAUAUUCGGCGGGUUUGUCAUUUUCUCCUAUAUCGGAUUCAUGGCCGGCCAGCUGGGCGUCACGGUGGACAAGGUCGCCACCGACGGGGCGGGGCUGGUAUUUGUGAUCUACCCAGAGGCCCUGAACAACCUGCCCGGAUCUACUUUCUGGGCCAUCAUUUUCUUCCUCAUGCUUAUCACCCUUGGACUCGACAGUCAGUUUGUGACUGUGGAGACGGUGAUGACGGGCCUCUGUGACUCGUUCCCGGGCCUCCGGAAGUACAAGACGCCCAUCAUCGGCGCACUCUGCUUCUUUUCCUUCCUACUCGGACUCCCAAUGUGCACUCCGGGAGGAGUGUAUAUUCUACAGAUCCUCGACUACUAUGUGGCUGGAUGGUCUUUAUUAUUUAUAGGACUUACUGAAGUAUUAGCGGUCACAUACGUGUACGGUUGUCGCCGGUUUUGUGACGACAUAGAGUUAAUGAUCGGGCGUCCACCGGCGCUGUUCUGGAAGGUCACGUGGAUGGCCACAUGUCCUAUUGGAAUCGCUUUUAUUCUGGUGUUCGCGUGGGUGGACUACGCAGCGGUGACGUACGGGGAUUACGUCUACCCGGGCUGGGUUGACGGGGUGGGCUGGCUUCUAGCGCUAGUGUCCGUCAUCUGGAUCCCGGGUGUCGCCAUAUACAAACUGUACAAGGAAGACGAUGAUGAUACACUGCUAGGGAAACUACGACUGAUUACUGUCCCCUCCCGGGAGUGGGGUCCGGCCCUGGUGAAGCACAGGAGGUUGGUGGAGCGCGUGCCGGGGUUUGUGGUGGACCCGUUCACGGAAAAGGGCCAGCUCAACAGGGCAUAUUCCGGCAGCUCAUUAGGCAGCAUCCAUAUAGCCAAUGGGAACAGUGUCAGGCGGUACCCAAGUGGGACGUCCAUGGUUGGUAGCACCCGCUCUCUGUCCACCGGACGUUCGGGAGUUUCAGCGACUUCUCGGGUCACAUACGAAUCACAGAUUUGACGAAAAUGGAUUUGAAGCCAAUUAAAUAUUAAGGGUUUGAUGAAGAUGCAAAUCACACUAUUUUAAACAUUGUCGUGCAUUUAUAUUAUUGUCUGUAAUAUAGGGACUUUGUUUUACCUUUUUGUAUUUUACACGUUUAUAUGGUUCCUUUUUUCGUUUUAAUGCAGUGUAAAUGCCUUCUACAAUACUCUAACAAUUGUGUUCAACUUCAUGUGAUGUACUUGCCGUCUUUCAGUAAGGUAGAAUUCCAGUUUUAUACACCACUCAUACAAUAUGCAUAAAACAUGUACAUAGUUAUACCAUUUAAAUCUCAUCGUUAUCAUAUCAGUAAAUUAAUUUCUUGUUUUAUUGUACAAGUUUAUUUGUAAUAGAUCUUAAUAUUUAUAUACACUUUUAAUCGGAAAUAAUGAUAUGUAUUUUUUCAUACUUAAUGUUAAGGUUGUUGAUAAUGCAAAGUUCAUUUUGUCUGUCUUUUUUAAAUAAUAAAACUAUAAAUGGU